Molecule: messenger RNA, 4580 nt
Organism: Myxozyma melibiosi
Lineage: Eukaryota; Fungi; Ascomycota; Lipomycetes; Lipomycetales; Lipomycetaceae
Product: DEAD helicase superfamily protein
Exons: 4
Coding region: 144-4493 (1449 amino acids)
Biological process (GO): mRNA splicing, via spliceosome
Cellular component (GO): catalytic step 2 spliceosome
Molecular function (GO): mRNA binding; helicase activity
Source: RefSeq, a predicted model, not a curated record
CAUAGAAUAAACAGCUCCCUGAAUUCAGGUACCGUUUGCAAUCAAGCGAGCCUCUGAAGAGCAGUUACCGGACUUGUUUCUUUUGAGGUGUGAUAAGGGAUUGCCGGCUACUGGUACCAGUAGACAAUCAAGACCUGAGAACAAUGGAAUCAUGGGCUGCGCUGCCGUCCGUGGCAGAGAUCUAUCAGUCGCCUGUCUACAACCUCGCGAAAGCGAACUGGCUGGUUUCAGAUAAGAAGGUCAAAUUCAAAGAGAGUGCUAUUGCCGAUCUGAUAGCUCUUGUCAAAGACUCUACCGAUGCGGAGCGAGAGCUGUCUGUUUUGAGUUAUCUGUUUACGCUAGAGAAGUUUUUGUGGCCGAACUGGUCUGGCAAGUCGUCGGAUGAUCAUGCUAUUUUAAUUGCGAUGGUGUCUGCUACCAAGAAGCGCGAAGGCAGUCUUGAUUGGGAACUGUUCUUCAGCAAAUCCGACGAGGACUUCCCAGCCUUGGUCGAACGCAUACUAGCACUUUCGUCGACAGCAGGCCUCCCACUUCUCAUCAAGAACUACCUCAUCUCAUUCAUGGACGCCGCGUUUGCAUCGCUCGAAAUCCCCUUUGUCAGGCAGCAAUUUGCACCGCUUGUUUCAACCUCGAUCUGGAACUCCUUAAGCUCAGCUAGCUUUCGCGACUCCAUCUUCGCAACCACUCCCAGUCUAAAGAAAUCUUGGCGAAGUGCAGGAAAGCGCUUCGACGCGGCCGAUGAUCACAAGAAGACUAGAAUGCGUCUAGAACGUGGAUGGCUGUUCACCGUUUGUCUUGAUUUGCUGACACAGGUGCAUUCCAAGGACGCCGAAAAGGAUAUGCAGCUGGUAAAAUAUUCUGAGCGCGUGCUCGAGCUGCUGAUCGAUAUUCUCUCGCAACUUCCGACGCGCAAGUUCACAAACACGAUGCUCAAAGAUAUGAAUUUUGCCGUCGUUUUCAAAUUGAGUCCGCUCUAUACGACCGAGAAGAACUGGCUGGCGAGACAGCUGCUCGAAAGACUCGAAUACUAUAUUCAUUUUCCCGUCGACGACUUUUCCGGCGCCGAGGUUUCCGAUGAGCAAAUCAAAGCAUCGCGUUCUAAGGACGUGCUGAAACUACAAAAAAUUGCUUUGGAUCACUUCAAAGACAAGCUAUUAGUUCUCGCGCUGUCAAACUACGGAUCCGUCAGCACGCGUUCAUCUCUGCUCGAGAGUCUUGACGCACUCGAUGAUACGGAGCUCAAGCAGCUUUGCGGAUAUGUCGGCAUCUCAACCGCGUAUCCCCCGGCUGCCAAUAUUCCCGCUAAUCGGCAACUAUACCUCGAACUGCUUCUCGAUCGCUUCGUGAGACGGCCUCAGCUUCAAGAACUAAACGACUCCCUUGAGCUGCUGCCUACCGAAAAGAGUCUGAGUAAUCCUAUCUUGAAGCAAGCUGGAGCUUAUACGGGACGCUCCCCGCUGCCUAUCCCGCGCCUCAAUCUCCAGUUUCUCACGCUAUCUGACUUUCUGCGUCGAACAUUCGAGCUUUCGCGACUCGAGUCGUUUUACGAUGUAAAGACAGAUAUUGAAGCAAUCAUGAACCGACUGAAACUCUCGCCGGGCGGAGGAAUGCUCAAAGUGAACGGAACGAGUCGGAUGGCCCACCGCAUCUCGAGGCCCUCGAUUCUAACUGUCGCUGACCCGUUAGUUGGCGAGACGCAACCGGCUUUCGUGCGUGCCGAACUGUAUCUCGAGUUUGACCGCGCAACAGACGAGGUCUUGAAAGAGUGGGAUAUGCUCAAGCCUGGCGAUGUUGUGUUUCUGGCAUGCGUUGCGGCGCCGCCGAACGCGGCGGUAAAGUCUGUUGAUGAUCUGACAAAGAUCGGAGUCAAGUGCGUUCGUUCUGCCGAAGUAGUCGAUAUCUUGGACCAAAACAAUCAGUCGCUGCGCUCCGCUUCGGCGGGAGGUGCGAAUGACGAGUUCAAGACUGGUAAGCCAGCCAACGGAAGGUACAGCAGACAAGAUCGGAAACCACUAUUCGGUAAGCUCGCUCGUCGGCGGCGGAUCCAUGUCAACCUCGACGCGGCAUCAUACGCUACCGAUGACGACAAAGUCUACGCGAGCAUUAACUACGUUUUCCGACGGCGGCCGCGCGAGAACAACUUCAAGCCUGUUCUUGAGAACGUUAAAACUCUUGCGACGUCAAGCGAGCUGUCGCUGCCUGAGUGGCUUGUGGAUGUCUUUAUGGGAUUCGGAGAUCCGAUGGCGGCUUCAUACGAGACCCUUGUCGGUAACGAUAAGAGCGUGAACAUGAACGACACGUUUGUCGACUGGGCGCAUCUAAAGGAGAGCUUUGAUGAGCCUGUAGUGUUGGCGGAGGGAAUGGGGUCGUUCGAAGGUGCUCUUCCUCCUUAUGAGAUCAAGCGGACUACGCGGACGGUUGAGCAGCAGUCUAAUCCAGAGCCGCCGGCGAAAAAGAGCAAGGGCCGCAAAAGCAAGAAGACUGAGGAGAGCGAUCCAGCUGAGACUACUACGGCGGACGAAUUCGUCGUCGAGGUUUCAACCUACCGCUUGCCAAACAUGGGCCCUUACGCAGUCGACACGCGGAAGCGCAACACGAUUCCCUAUACACGCGCACAGGUGCAAGCUAUCUACUCCGGCACCCUUCCCGGUCUGACGCUGAUCGUCGGUCCUCCUGGAACCGGCAAGACUGAUGUUGCGACGCAGAUAAUCAGUAACAUUUACCACAAUAAUCCAGACGAGAGGAUUCUAGUGGUUGCCCAUAGCAAUCAAGCGCUCAAUCACUUGUUUGAAAAGAUCGCAGCGCUUGAUAUUGACGAGCGGCAUUUGCUGCGCCUCGGACGCGGAGAAGAGGAUCUGAAGACGGACGAGUCUUACUCUCGCCUAGGUCGCGUCGAAAGCUUACUCGCUCGUCGUAGCGUUUUAUUGGCUGAAGUCAAGAAGCUGGCAGACUCGGUCGGAGCACAAGGGUCACCUGAGGAGUCAUGCGAGAAAGCGGGUUACUUUUACAAAGUCUUUGUCUCCGCCGUGUGGCAGAAAUUUAAGGCCAAGGAGUACGAGGACGUCAAGUCUCUGGCCGAGAGUUUCCCGUUCUCAGCAUAUUUCGCUGACGCUCCGCAGCCGCUGUUCAACACCGACACGCACAGUCUGGAAGAAGCGGCUGAGAUUGCGGAUGGAUGUUUUAGACACCUGCAGAAGAUCUUCAACGAGAUUGAGGAUGUGAGGCCUUUCGAGCUGCUGAAGAGCGGUAAAGCUAGAGCAAAUUAUUUGUUGGCUAAGAAGGCGAGAAUCGUGGCAUUGACGGCAACGCAUGCGGCUAUGCAGCGAAACGAAAUGGUCGCUCUCGGUUUCCACUAUGAAAACGUGGUAGUCGAAGAAGCAGCACAAUUGACCGAGCUGGAGAGUUUCAUUCCGCUGACCCUCCAGUCGUCAUCCGACAGGCUAAAGCGGAUUGUUCUCGUAGGUGAUCACCACCAGAACGCACCAAUAAUCAAGAACACGGCGUUCAAAAGUUACGCAAACAUGGAGCAGAGUCUGUUUUCCCGUCUGUUGAGACUAGGUGUACCCCGCGUUUCGCUGGACGCACAGGGCCGUGCGCGGCCUUCGCUGGCAGAACUCUAUGCUUGGCGCUACGAAGGCGGGUUGCGGAAUCUUCCCCGAUGCGUGGAAGACGAGGCGUACAAGACUGCGAACGCCGGAUUUCUGCGCGAGUUUCAGUUUAUUAAUGUCGAGGACUACCAUGGCCAGGGCGAGAGCGAGCCGAGCCCUAACUUUUACCAGAAUCUGGGCGAGGCGGAGUAUUCUGUCGCAAUUUACAUGUAUAUGCGGCUACUUGGAUAUUCUGGCUCGCAGAUCAGUAUUCUGACGCCAUAUGCCGGCCAGAAGGUCUUGAUUGAGAACGUCCUCGCCGAGCGGUGUGAGAAGAACCCGAUCUUUGGGCUGCCGGCAGCGGUGGCUACGGUCGACCAGUAUCAGGGCGAGCAAAACGACUAUGUGAUUUUGUCUCUCGUGCGCACAAAGAGUGUCGGCUAUCUACGGGACGUGCGUCGGAUGACGGUAGCAUUGUCGCGCGCCAGACUGGGCUUAUACGUGUUCGGACGACGGGAGGUGCUCGAGUCGAGUUUCGAAGUGAAGCAGUUUGUGGAUAAGCUAGAUGUCAAUCGGACGGAGAACGAUCGUCUUGUGCUCGCGCUGGGUGAAAUGUAUCCCUCGUUGCGGGCGGUAGGGGAGAUUGAAGAGGGAAAGCAGGCUGUUAUGGAAGGCGUCGAGCACCUUGGUCAGUUUGUGUAUGAGAUGACGAAGCGCAAGAUGGAGAAGAUGAAGGAGGAAGGAUUGCUUGCUGCGGCGGCUGAAGAAAAGGCCGAGGAGGCGGUUGGUGUGUCGGAUGAGGAGAUGGCGGAUGACGACGACGACGAGGAUGAGGAUGAGGACGAGGACGAGGACGAGGAUGAGGAAGAUGGAAAAGAUGACGACGCGAUGGAGGUCGAUGAGUAGUUGCUGUCGUGUGUACACUAGUAGUAUAUUACCAACAUUUCAAGCUUCAUUCUCCACUAAUUUCAUACCAGCUUCCACUUGGGUGAU